This is a messenger RNA of Moneuplotes crassus, 2709 nucleotides long. The record is from the annotation of a GenBank genome assembly. Lineage: Eukaryota; Ciliophora; Spirotrichea; Euplotida; Euplotidae.
UAAAAAUGAGUGCUAUUGGAGAGAAGCUCGUGCCUAAAAAGGUAAAUUAUGAACUUAGAAAGUACAAAACAGAUUUAAGACCAGCAGAUGCGAAAAAUAACCACCCUCUUAUGAAAGAUGAAAAUGAUGCCAAUCCUCUAGUCCAACCAGACCUCAGUUCCAAACAAGAAGAAUCCAAAGACGACAUCUUCUCUAAACUCAAUAAUGAAGAAAAAGGUGUCUGGGAGCAGAAAUAGAGAGAAAAUUAUGAAAGAUUUCCAAAAAGAAUUCGGUGACAUGGAAGUCUUCAUCAAUGAAGGUGGUGACAAAGACAUCGACAGACCCAUCCGUAUGGGAAAGGGCCGAUCCAGACUAGACCAACUUGAGAAAAAGAAGAAUUCCAAGGGUGCCAAAAUUGCAUCCAUUAGUGCUGAUGAGUUCCAGAACCAGUUCAAGAAGCUUAAGAGAAAGAUGACUCAGUUCUGGACUAAGGAGGAUAAGGUAGCUUGCCUCAAGAUUUGUAUCCAAUGUGCUAAGCUUUUGAACGAUACUGAGACCCCUGCUUUUUACCCACAGAAGUUCUUGAUCAUAACAGAGAUCCUUGAUGACUUUGGAAACAUGGUCUUUGAAAGAAUGAAAAAGCUGUCUCUUCAACACCAAGGAGUCGAAAAUUGGAAGAAUGUCAUUGAUAACGAGAUUGACUUUAGAUCAACUCCAGAUUUUGUUAAGCAGAAGACCAAUAACUGGUUCCUCAAGUGUGCCUGUAUCAGAGAAGUUUUACCCAGAGUUUACCUUGAGCUUACACUUGUUGGUAGUAGAAGAUUUUUGAACAAAAGAAUGUCCGUCAGUGACCUUGAUAGAUUAGCUCUGAUGGUCAGAGGUAUUGCAGAACCCCUCAGUGCAUCCUAUACCUGCAUGUACCUUGCUAGAUGGGGAGAAACUAUAGAUCCUAAUGCAAAAAAUUACUUGUUCACAAUGAUAGAAGCAAUGUACAAGCACUGGAACUAUGCAGCAGAAUAUGGAAAUCCUUACCUUGAUACUGAUAAGUACUUCAAGCUAUUCGAGCCUGCAAUUGAUUGGCUUUUUUACUGUGCUGGACAAAACGCUAAUGAAAAGAUGUAUAAGAAGUCUAUUAAGAUGUACAACAAAAAUACUAAGAAGGCAAUUUAUCUCAGUAGUAUAAUUCUUCACUUCCCUGCAGACUUCACUUGUAAGUUUGCGGAAGACAUCCUAGAAGAGAUCAAGAAGUUCGAGCUUGAUGAUAGAAUCAACUUACUAGGAUGCUUAGGUAAAGCUCUCAUCAAGUCUAAGCCAAGAAGAAGUGAAAUGAAGCUGACCUUCCUGAACUACUCCUGGGAGCAAUUGAUUCAGACUACUGAUUCCUUGUUGUUCAUGAGAGUCUCUAUUGUCUUGGCUGAAUUUGCUAUCAAGAAUAUGAAAUCCGAAAGCGUCAAUACCUUCAUCUCAGAGAUCUUCAAGAAAUUCAGAGACUACAUCAAGGUUGGGGAUGAUGAAGAACUAUACCAAUGCUUAGAGCAGCUGAUCCUGAUCAUUAUGAAGACUGCGAAAGACUUCUCAGAAAUAAUUGGGCUUGAAAAUUUCAUGUCUUUGCUGAACUACUUCUCAUCAGGUAUCAAGCUUAGGCUGUGUGAGAUCAUGGUUGAUUAUUAUCUCAAACAAGAUGAUGUCUUUAGUGACUCGUACUGUAUGCAUACCGUCCUCACCAUUGCAAAAGUUCUUCAUGAUAAGAUUGACUCUAUGAGUGACAAGAAAGAAAUUGAAAGACUCUCAGAAAAAAUCUGCACAUUGAUUAAGAAAAUAGACUUCGGAAGAGACCUUGAGAAGAUGCUCAAAGUUUUUACAGAUGCUAGAGGAAUGUUCACAAACUUGGAUGAGGUCACUCAGUACCUAAUAUACGCUGUCUUGAGACUUGCAGUUCAAGCUAAUAAGAUUACUAAAGGAAAACACAAUAAAAAGACUAUGGCUUUUGUCAAGGCCUGUAUUGCCUAUGCUCAUAUCACAAUUCCAAGUUUGUUUGAUUCCAAGGACCAAAUCAAGUUAUUCAUGCUUACUGCUGAAGUAGGAUUGAUGAAUGGGCUCAUAUCAGAGACUGAUUCAAUUAUCAAAGCUAUUCUAUUGAUCCUUAAUGCUCAGUACAAGAACAAUCAGGACCUAGAAGCAGAGGCUAAAAUGACAGAACACCUUCUUAACGUGAUUGGAUUCUUAGUAGUAAUGCCUUCAAACCCAGAAAAUCACUUCGAGGCGACUUACGUAAUCAUGAACUUGAUAGAGAAGAAAGUGUGGAAUAACAAAUCUGUUCUGAAUAAGGUUAAAAUAUUAGUUGCUUUAUUCAACUAUUUAUCGACCCAGGCUCAGGAUAAGCUGCCUUACAAUAUAAACAGAGUCGAUUCGAAUGACUCAAUCUUCUUAGGUGACCCUACCUUCACAGCUGGGCUUGAAGAAUGUCUGGUCAGAGUGUUUGACCAAAUAGUAAAUGUAAUGACUGAGCUGAAUUCAGCCACAGAUAGAGAAUCCCAAGCAAUGCUAAGUCAGUCAAUGACACAUGCUUCUACUUGUUUAGCCCAGAACUUAGUCCUGAGUGAGAACAUCUCAAAGUUCAUCAGCAAGUGUAUCAAGAAAGCAGAGAAAUCGUAUGUGAAAUCUCAGAGAUUUAUCUCAAAUGCUUUCCUUGAAAGGACCAAGAAAUACAUCGCAAAGAAGAGUUCAUAA